Messenger RNA from Cantharellus anzutake, 871 nucleotides. RefSeq lists its product as uncharacterized. Lineage: Eukaryota; Fungi; Basidiomycota; Agaricomycetes; Cantharellales; Hydnaceae. The record is from RefSeq and is a predicted model, not a curated record. The coding region runs from base 251 to 796 and encodes 181 amino acids. The transcript has 4 exons.
UUUUGGAUCAAAUGGAACUUGAUGACGUGUCGCUUAGUGUAACCUGGCGAAGAAGAAGCUUGAUGCGUCCCGUUAAACUCCGGCUGGUUCCAAGGAUUAACUUUGUUGACUACUAGCGCUACAUGAGGUCAUACACUUGCUCAUUUGGAGGCGCGUGGGCGUUGCGCGAAGCCGACACCUACAGUAUAUAGCGUGGAAAUUGUCGUCAUUCAACUCCUAAAGCGCUGGACUGAUUAAUCAUACAUACGAAAUGCCGCGGAACAAAACAGUAAGAAGGUGGAAUUCCUGGUACCGCAUGUGUUCAAAACUACCUGAGCGAGCAUAUCCACUUCGAUCUUCGAAGCACAAGAUGGUACAUUGGAUCAAGAUGACGAUGGCUCGCGAGACACAACUCUGCACCUCACGCCCCAACCAUCCCUCUUUCUCAUUGAUUAGUUACACCUCGCAAAAUACGUCGGUUGGUCCGAACACAAAGCGAUUUGCUCCUAUGGCAUCCUCUUCCUGUGAUCUAUGCUUUUGUUUAUCUUGGCGAACGGGGGAUUGGUUAUAUAUAUACGUAUGUGGCGUAUUGCUGACUGUGGGAACAUCGGCAGUUUUGUGCGGGAGCUGGGUUUCUACCAUAUCCACCGACCCCUUAAUUGCUCAGGUCGCUUGCAAUGUCCGGGAGGUUGAUCCCAGUGCUCUUUUAUUUACUUACAUGUGCAACAUAAAGGCAUCCGUCGUUACAAAACAUAUCGCAACUGUCGGGUUGAUCUUCAUCAAGUCACAUUGUCAAUGGCAAUCAUGUUUUUUAUGAUCUGGACGAACAUCCAUAGCAGAUACGCUCUGCCAUUUUCACAUAGCUCGCUGCAGCAUGAGUAGAUGUCAUGGG